Molecule: messenger RNA, 2899 nt
Organism: Ziziphus jujuba (common jujube)
Lineage: Eukaryota; Viridiplantae; Streptophyta; Magnoliopsida; Rosales; Rhamnaceae
Product: L-type lectin-domain containing receptor kinase IV.1-like
Exons: 1
Coding region: 597-2633 (678 amino acids)
Biological process (GO): protein phosphorylation
Cellular component (GO): plasma membrane
Molecular function (GO): carbohydrate binding; protein kinase activity; ATP binding
Source: RefSeq, a predicted model, not a curated record
CUAGGAAACGUCUUUGUUCGUUCAUCAAAAAUUAAAAGGGAGGAAACAUGCUAGUUCUUGAAAAGCCUUCAUUCAUAUGCAUCAAAUCAAAAAUUCAAAUAAAAACAAACAAAAACACAGAGGACAGAAUUAGCUAAAGCAUCAACGAUUAAUAUCUUUCUCUUGCGUGGAAAUUUCAAAAGUCAAGGUCUUUGUGAUGUUGUGAUGCAUGCCAUGCCAUGAAAGACAGAAAUAGCUCAUGGCAGGAGCUUGUUUUAAUUGACCAAUCAAGCAGUUUGUAUUUUCUCUCGAUAUUUUGCCACAGAUAAUAACGGGUGGAAAAUUUUGAUUUUUCUUAACUUCGGACUCAAAUCAUCCAAAACGAUCCAUCUCAAAUUAAUUGUUGGCUGUGAUUUUCCGGUCACAAUUGACUCAGUAAGCAUUGACAUAAAUCUCAAUCCUCCAUUGCUUGAUACUUCUUUAGCUAUUUAGUUCUUCCUACAACUGUUUUUGCUGUCUGAGAAUUAAUGCAUGAACUCUCUCUCUCUCUCUCUCUCUCUCUCUCUCUCUCUCUCUCUCUCUCUCUCUCUCUCUCUGUGUAGCGUACAUCUUCUGCCAUGUUUGCCAAGCUUGUGAGUAUAUUAUCCUUCUACUUCAUCAUAGUUAGUGUAUUUGCAGCUGAAGAUCUGAGUUUCACCUACAAUGGAUUCAAGUCAGCAGACUUGCUUAACUUUGACGGCAUAGCAAAAGUCACUUCCAAUGGUAUUCUCAUGCUUACCAAUGAUACUAAACAGCAACAAGGCCAUGCCUUUUACACCACUCCACUAACCUUCAAGAACUCUAUGAAUAGCUCUGCUUUCUCCUUCUCUACCACCUUCGUCUUUGCUAUCAGAUCGGAAUUAUAUCAACCUCUGAGCGGCCAUGGAAUUGCUUUCGUGAUUGCUCCAAGAAGAGAGCUACCAGGUGCUGUUCCGAGUGAGUUUCUUGGCCUUUUCAAUCAAGCAACUAAUGGGAAGGGCAGCAAUCAGAUCGUCGCCGUCGAGCUUGAUACGGUAAACAACUAUAAAGAGUUCGGAGACAUCAAUGACAAUCACGUUGGGAUAGAUAUUAAUGGGCUGAGAUCUGUGACAUCUGCUCCAGCAGGAUAUCAUGCAGACGGUGGGUUUAGGAACUUGCCCCUCAUCAGUGGCAAAUCAAUGCAAGUUUGGGUCGAAUACGACGGUGAAAAUAAGCGAAUGGAUGUGAGUUUGGCUCCAGUCAAAGUUGGCAAACCUCGGAUUCCACUUCUGUCAUUGACUAAAGAUCUGUCCCCCAUUUUCAACAACAGCAUGUAUGUUGGCUUCUCAGCCUCCACUGGCUCUGUUCCAACCUCACAUUGUAUUCUGGGUUGGAGCUUCAAAAUGAAUGGCCUGCAGGCUCAAGAACUUGUCCUCUCUCAGCUUCCCAAGUUACCCAAAUUAGGAAGCAAGAAUAUUAGAUCAACAAUUUUAUUAGCUGGGUUGCCAUUGAUUUCUCUAACAAUACUUGCUCUAGCAAUUUUGGGUCUAGUUUAUGUCAUAAGAAGAAAGAGGAAAUUCAUGGACCUCGUUGAAGAUUGGGAGAUUGAAUAUGGACCUCAUAGAUAUAAAUACAAAGAUCUAUAUACUGCAACGAGGGGGUUUAAAGAUGAUGAGCUGUUGGGUGUUGGGGGUUUUGGUAGGGUCUAUAGAGGUGUAUUGCCAAUGACUAAAUCUGAGAUUGCUGUGAAAAGAGUCUCUCAUGAAUCGAAACAGGGGAUGAGAGAAUUUGUGGCGGAAAUAGUCAGUAUAGGGAGGCUUCGUCACCGGAAUUUGGUACCACUUUUGGGGUAUUGCCGGCGAAAAGGAGAGCUCCUAUUGGUCUAUGACUAUAUGCCAAAUGGUAGUCUAGACAAAUACAUCUAUGACCAACCAAAAACCACACUUAAUUGGACACAGAGAUACAGAAUCAUCAAGGGAGUAAGCUCGGGUUUGCUAUAUCUCCAUGAAGAAUGGGAACAAGUUGUGGUUCAUAGAGAUGUCAAGGCUAGUAAUGUACUCCUUGAUGCUGAAUUCAAUGGAAGAUUAGGAGAUUUUGGGCUUGCCAAACUAUAUGACCAUGGAACAGACCCUCAAACCACACAUAUCGUCGGAACACUUGGAUACCUUGCGCCAGAGAAUACGAGAACAGGCAAGGCAACGACCAGCAGUGAUGUGUUCGCUUUUGGAGCUUUUUUGCUUGAGGUUGCUUGUGGAAGAAGGCCAAUAGGGGCACGAAAUCCGUUGGAAUCGGAGGAGAUGAUUUUGGUGGAUCAAGUGUUUUCGUGGUGGAAAAAAGGUGAUAUUCUUGAAGCCAGAGAUCCAAAGUUGGGUUCGGAAUUUGUAGCAGAGCAAGUGGAGUUGGUGUUGAUGCUUGGCUUGUUGUGCUCUGUUUCAGAGCCUGCUUCUAGGCCAAGCAUGCGACAAGUCGUUCACUACUUGGAAGGAGAAAUGGCAUUGCCUAGUUUAGAGUUGCUUGCUGUUUGUUCGAAUGGCUUAGCAUUUGCUCACCAUGAAGGUUUCGAUGAUAUUGUUGCCACGCCUUCUCCUUUUUCUGUUGACCAAGCAUUCUGCUCGCAGAAAUCUUCUACUGCAGAUUGGCUUCUCUCAGAUAAUUGAUGAAUGAAUCAUCUAUUUAGCAACUUAGUCCAAAAAGUAGUUUUAGUAUAAAAAAUAUAAAAAAAAUAAAAAAUUAAUGUUGCUAAGCUAAUACUUCAAAAUAAGAAAAAUAAAUAUGUUGCUGAGCUUAGACUAAACUUGAUGCGUUGUAUAGAUUGUUGUAUAUAUGUGUAUAUAUAUAUAUAUAUAUAUUUAUGCUUGAUGUCUAGUAGGAAAGGAAUGGAUUAUUUUCAUUGUGAUUGUCAGAGGAAACAUUAAAUUUACUA